This is a messenger RNA of Perca fluviatilis (European perch), 2473 nucleotides long. RefSeq names its product NXPE family member 3-like. The transcript is spliced from 7 exons. The record is from RefSeq and is a predicted model, not a curated record. The coding region runs from base 113 to 1792 and encodes 559 amino acids. Lineage: Eukaryota; Metazoa; Chordata; Actinopteri; Perciformes; Percidae.
GAUUUCGGAGGCAAAAUCCGGGAUAUUUUCAGUUCAGAAGCGUAAAUACCUCCAAAACAGUACUGGAGGAAGUGCUCACAGUGCUAAGCUGCAGCCAUAGACGAAGACUAUCAUGAAGGCCAGAGCUUGUAUAAGAAAGGAGUACAGCGUCCUCUUCCUCUGUCUGGCUGUGGUCGUUUUAAUCCUUGUUCUACGCAACAUGGAGACCUCCAGCCAGUUUCAGCAUGAGGUGAACUCCACCAUCAUGGCCCCGAGAGUUUCCACUGACCCUGACGUGCAUCAGGGCUUCUGCACCUUCCAGCCACUGUCCCCUGAGGACGCUCUGGAGGAACGCCUCCUACUGGACUCCAUUGCUUGGCCUGAAACUCCACUAUUGCCAACUCCUCUUAUCCUGGAGCAGACCAGUGACCCAGCUCACAGCACCUUCACCAUUCUCCCAGGGAGGGGGAGGAGACAGUGGCACGUAGGGGGGGAUCAGCUGGAGGUUAGGAUCAAUAUGUCUGAUUUCCAGGGCCGUCCCAAGAAGUCUGGGGGAGACUUGUUACUCGCCCGGCUGCACAACCAGACGCUUGGUGCGGGUGUGGCUGGACAGGUGGUGGAUCAUCUGAAUGGCAGCUACUCUGCUGUAUUCUCUUUACUCUGGGAAGGAGACGCGCAGGUUGAGGUGAUGCUGGCUCACCCUAGUGAGGCUAUCACAGUACUGAAGAGGCUGAACAGUGAAGAACCUGACAGGAUUGGCUUCAAGAGCCUCUUCCGCUCAGGCUCAAUCUCUGAAACUACCAGCUGUAAUGUCUGCCUACGUCCAACCCAGCAGCCGCUGUGCAACCACACUGACCUCCGUACAGGCGAGCCUUGGUUCUGUUACAAGCCGAAGAACCUGAGCUGUGAUGCCAGGAUCGACCACUCAUUGGGAUACAACACACAAAACCUCAGGCCCAACGAGGACAAACUCUUUCAAAGUGGUGUCAACUUGAAAGUGUACAUACAGGCUUCAGGACCUGCCAGUGUCACAGUAUCGCCAAAAAAGGAAGGUCAACCAGAGGUGGAGAGCAGCACUGUCAAGGUUGGACCCUCUGGCUAUUACUACCAGGGUGUUUGGCAAGCACUAGGUGGCACCACAGUUCGCCAAUUCAACGCAGCUGCUAUCAGUCAGUGUCUGAAAGGCAAGGUGGUCCACAUGCAUGGGGACUCCACCGUCAGGCAGUUUUUUGAAUUCCUCGAUGCGACACUACCAGGUCUUAGGGUGUUUGACCUGCACGGUGUGGCGAACACUGGACCUUUCAUAGCCUUGGACUAUGCAAACAACAUCUUGAUGAAAUUCCGCUUCCACGCUCCUCCUAUCCAUAGUGUGCAUAGUAUCUCAACCCGCGAGUUUCGUUACAUUGCCAAUGAAAUUGAUGAAAUAAUCGGAGGCACCAACAUUGUUGUAGUUUUUGACAUCUGGGCUCACUUUGGCACUUACCCGAUGCAGAUCUACAUCCAGCGGCUGCAGAGCAUCCACAGGGCGGUGGUGCGGCUGCUGGACAGGGCUCCAGGCACGCUGGUCGUCAUCCGGACCGGGGCCCCCAGAGAGUUGACACUUUAUUAUGGGCUAAUUAACAGCGACUGGCAGUCGCUGCAGUGUUAUAAGGUGCUCAGAACCAUGUUCAAAGGACUCAACGUUCAUCUGAUCGAUGCCUGGGAGAUGGUCCUUGCCCACCACCUGCCGCACAAUAUCCAUCCACCACCUCCCAUUAUUGAGAAUAUGAUUAACGUUCUCUUGUCCUACACGUGUCCUCAAAUGGGCGGCUAGAUGUGUGUGUGUGUGUUGGGGAGAGAAGUGGAGAUUCAAGCACACGCUGAGUUUACAUCUUAUCUUUUGUUGCAAUUUUCUUUAUUUUGUAUCUACAAAACCUGGGAAAUAUAAGUAAAAUCCAACUGGAAUAAUCAUAUGACGUGAGGAGUAUUUUUCUUUAAAGUAUGUAUAUAAAAUGGUUGUUUGAAGUUGAACUUAAUGUGAAGUGUACUUACUUUUAAUUACACAAUUACAGUGUUUUUUGUAAUGUAACCGUCGGCUGCAGUAGUUUUAGGGGCAGGCUUACAGAAAUAAUGUGUAGUUUGAGUUGGCUUUGGUUUCAUAUCUACUUUAGUGAUUUAGUUCAGUGAGUUAGUUCAUUUUAUGUUUGCACAGGGAAUGACUGACAAGCAACUGUGUUGUUUCUAGGUGACUCGCAACACAGACAAUGUAAAUUUAUGUCCAAAAUGUUACUUAUCCUCGCGAUUUUUAAGUGGGUAUAUGGAAAUUCUUGACCUUUCCUCAUGGGUAAAAGGUAGAGAUGUUCCGAUACUGCCUAAAACGCUGGUAUCGGUAAGUACUGGAGUUUAUGCACCAAUCCGAUACCACGUAAUAAAGCCCUAAAGGAAAGAAAUCUACAUUAAAAAGUUGUUUAUUUGUUCUUUUUCCAUUAUGACUGUCAAACUAGAUAAUAAAAGA